This is a messenger RNA of Photinus pyralis (common eastern firefly), 664 nucleotides long. It is a transcript of the gene MED21, whose product is annotated as mediator of RNA polymerase II transcription subunit 21. Gene Ontology annotation, cellular component: mediator complex. Bases 120 to 557 code for a protein of 145 amino acids. The record is from RefSeq and is a predicted model, not a curated record. Gene Ontology annotation, molecular function: transcription coregulator activity. The transcript is spliced from 2 exons. Gene Ontology annotation, biological process: regulation of transcription by RNA polymerase II. Lineage: Eukaryota; Metazoa; Arthropoda; Insecta; Coleoptera; Lampyridae.
AAUUAAAAGUAUACAAUUUAGUUAGGAUGACUUCCAGUAGUUCCAAUGGAUCCUAGUAAGAAUUGACCUAACAUCAAAUAGUUCAAUUGUUCAAUCACAAUAAAUAACCUAAUUUAAAAAUGGCGGAUCGCCUAACUCAACUUCAAGACUGUAUAAACCAACAAGCCGAACACUUUUGCAACAGCAUCGGAAUCUUGCAGCAGUAUGCCGCCCCGAGUAAGUUUCCCGGUUUCGACAGAAGCGGCUCGCAAACACCCCAACAGCACUCCCAGGAGGACUACGUGCAGCUGUUCACGACGUUAAUAGCGCGGUGUUCCAAAGACAUUGAUACGUUAAUCGAAUCUUUACCGAGCGAGGAGAACGCCAUGGAACUGCAAUUGCAGAGCUUGCGAAUUCUAGAGGCCGAAAAUCAGGAGGCCGCCGAACGACUUCAGGCGGUCGUGCAGAGAGGCCAGGAACUUUUAGAGCAGAUACAAGCCGCCUUGAGCGAUAUCGCUCAGGCCCAACUCGACAUGCAGCAUUUAACGAAAUUAGUGAAUCCUAACGAGGAGUGUUAACGAGUGGGAAAUAAACGUAAAGACUUUUGUCAAAGAAACUUGUACUAACGAUAGAUUUACAGUUUUAGAUAGAUUUUAAAAUAGAUAACGAAUAUUUUGAAUUGAAA